GCACUGUAUAUUUUUUAAACACAGGUCGCCACUGUGAGGUUCAUCAGAUGAUUGGGAACUACAUGUGGGAUCCCAAAACAAACAAAUCGUUCGACAUUGGGGUCAACAAGGACAGCUUGAUGCCCCUCUGGUGGAAUGGAUCAGAGCCAUUGUGGAUCACUAUGACCAAGGCAAGACGGAAGGUAUCCAUGUAUUACUGGCCAGGCUGUGAGGUUGAAAUCCUUGGUGUCAGACCUUCUUACUGUCUAGAAUAUAAAAAUGUCCCAACGGAUACCGAUUUCGCCAAUGCGGUCCAUGAUGCUAUUAUCUCUUUAAAGAAUGGCAAAACAGAUAUGGCUGCUAUCUAUUAUGAACGCAUUGAUGUGGAAGGACAUCAUUAUGGUCCUUCAUCGAAUCAGACAAAAAAUGCCCUCGAAGCUCUGGAUACAGUCCUACUACAUAUGACCAUGUGGAUCCAGGAAUGGGGGCUGGAUUAUGAGCUAAAUGUCAUUCUCUUCUCGGAUCAUGGAAUGACUGACAUUUUCUGGAUGGACAAAGUGAUUGAACUGAAGGAACACAUCAACUUGACGGAUCUGCUACAAAUGAAGGACCAGGGUCCUGUUGUGAGCCUCUGGCCAGCACCUGGGAAAUAUUCCGAGGUGUUUAACAAACUGAAGCUGGUGGAACACAUGACCGUUUAUGAGAAAGAGGCAAUUCCUAGCAGGUUUCAUUAUAAGAAUGGCAAGUUUGUGUCUCCUCUGACAUUGGUGGCUGAUAAAGGAUGGUUCAUCACCCAGGAAAGAGAAAAGCUCCCCUUCUGGAUGAACAGAACAGGGAAGCGGGAAGGCUGGCAACGUGGAUGGCAUGGCUAUGACAAUGAGCUCAUGGACAUGAGAGGGAUCUUCCUGGCCUAUGGCCCUGAUUUCAAGUCCAACUUCAGAGCGGCUCCAAUCAGAGCAGUUGAUGUUUACAAUGUUCUGUGCAAGGUGGCAGGAAUCAAACCACUGCCCAACAAUGGCUCCUGGUCCCGAGUGGCGUGCAUGCUAAAAAGCCAGCCCAGUGUGGCCCAUUUGGUUCAGCCAAGCAGCUGUGCCCUAGCGUUCCUUCUCUUGUUCCUGUUUGUAUAACAGAUCUGGUGUCUUGGGUCUCAAAACAAAGCCAGUCAGUGUUUCUCCAAAGAGGAAAGUUGUUUUUUCUUUCUCUCCCUUUGUAUUUGAAUAAUAGCUUCAUUAACAGAAAAGGCUAGAUAAACAAUACAUGGAACAUUUAUGAAAUUAUUAUAUACACACUCUUUUCCACACAAUUUAUUUUCUAUUAUUUUUAAGACACUUUUUUUUUGCCUGAAAGUAGAGAGCACCUCAGUGGUCUCUAAGUCAUUCAACUCUUAACCACUUGCCCUUCACACCAAGAAACUCAGGAGACUAUAACCAGCUGGGCAAACGUCUUGGCAUUUUGUCAACCAGACUUGACAUCUGGACUGACUGUUUCUGUCUCCUUGGCCCUUCUCUGCCAAGUUUUCUUACAAAGUGGUACCUCCCAGGCCAGUUUGAACCUGUGUCAAGCUCAUAUGCAAGGCCAAUAGCUGGUAUUCACAUCUAUAAUAUAAUAAUCUUUUCCAUGCAAUAUCAGAUGGGGUGUAGGUCAAUGACAAUUACUUUCUCAUGCUCCUAAUUCAACUGAAAGGGAAAUUGUUCCUACCAGAUCCUUCCACACAGGGUGCUCCUUUAUAUGGGUCCUUUUGCCCAUAAUUUAGGGAGAAUCCCAAAGCAAAGCCAAGUGAUAGGUCUAUCCAGAGACUGAAUGUAUCAAUCCCUUUAGUCAAAUUUGAGCUCCCAUGAAGCAUUGAAAUAUAACAGCUCCCUCCAUAGUACUGAUCCUUGUUCAGAGUAAACACUGGAUAGAGACUUGUUUGUAUUUGAGCACUUGUUUGAGGGCAAUUCCAUGAAGGUACUUAUUUUUUUAAAAGACUGGUUCUGGGGUCACCUGGGUAGCUCAGUGGAUUGAGAGCCAAGCCAAGAGAUGGGAGAUCCUAGAUUCAAAUCUGUCCUCAGACACUUCCCAGCUGUGUGACCCUGUGUAAGUCACUUGACCCCCAUUGCCUAGCCCCUACCACUCUUCUGCCUUGGAACUGAUACACAGUAUUGAUUCUAGGACAGAAGGUAAGAGUUUAAAAAAAUAAUAAAAAAAAAGACUGGUUCCUCCCUAGAAUUUGAUUUGCUAAGUAAGAGAUGAUGUUAUUCCAGGGUAGGAAAUGAUAUAGCAAGUCACGAAUGCACAACUGUAUUACCGAAUAACUCACAUGAAUAGCAUUCUUUUUUUUAAGCUUCCACUAGAUAUCAAUAAUUUUAUCCAGAAACAUUUAUUAAGUGCCAACUGUAUGCAAGUGCGAGGCAGCAUGAGUAGGUGAUAAAGAGCUGGCUUUAUAGCCAAGAAGACUUAAGGUCAAAUCUUGUCUAUGACACAUAUUGGCUAACAGGGAAGUAAGUCACUUAGCUCUUGGAGCCCAAGGCAACUCUAAGACUAUGUUCCUGAGAAAGUGCCAACCUUUAUUGGUAAUUUCUUCACCAUUUUAGUGAAAUCCCAGGUCCAGUCCCUAGCUCUUCUAUGUGCCAGGCACUGCGGAUAUAGUGGGAGACAAAGUAUGCAUUGUGGAAGAUAAACUGUGGAAGACAAAAGUUUACUUUUUAAAUCACCCAGGUUUAUACAAGUCCUGUAACAAUCCAGAAUGGGGAAGACACAACAAGUGCAUGUUGGCUAUUCCCCAAAUCAUCCCUUAAUUACUCAAUAAAACAUGCCAAACUCACUUGGGGCCCAACUUCUUUGCAAAUCUCCCAAAUUUGAUGGAACAGGGAACACUCUUCUUGUGUAACAGAUCUAAUUCCAGGAGUCCCCAAACUCCAAGACUUAGUGGAGCAGAUAACAUUGAGCCUGAGUGGAAAACUUUGAUUGUCUUCUAACAAUUUACUUCUAGAGAACUAAAGAUGAAUAAAAAAGGGCCUCACUGGGCAUUUUCAAAUGCCAGCAGCAACACGGUUCUAUCUCCUUGUAUAAGAGCCACGUGACUGUGCCAUAAACUGAGCCCAUCCAAGAAAGAGACUUUUCAUCUGGCACUGGCCAGCCAUAAGAUGCCUCAGGAGAACUCAGCUUGGAAGACACAUCUUCCUCCUCCUCCCAAAUCAAGUGGGCUGGGGGUUGUCUUUAUGCCAUGAGUUAUGAGGUUAAAGAAUCAUAGCUUUAAAAAAAAUGAAAUUAAUCUUGACAAAGGACUUCUGUAAUCUCAGUAAAGUUUUUUGUAAUAUAUUUUUAAAGCUCUAGCAAACCACCAAAUCAACUGGAAUGAAGGCAAAUCAACCUUUGUUGUCUGGAUUUAUUUAUUUUGGGGACUAGAUCUGUGAUAUUAAUGGUAUAGGUUACUCUCAAUGCAGAAACCCCCUCCACCAAUGCUGGUCAGUAUCAUCAUUGGAGGAUUAAGAGGUUCAAAGGCAGGGGCAGCUGGGUAGCUCAGUGAAUUGAGAGCCAGGUCUAGAGAUGGGAAGUCCUAGAUUCAAAUCUGGCCUCAGACAUUUCCUAGAUAUGUGACUCUGGGCAAGUCACUCAGCUCCCAUUGGUCAGCCCUUCCCAAUCUUCUGCCUUAGAGCCAAUAUGUAGUAUUAAUUCUAAGACAGAAGGGAAGGGUUUUUUUUUUUAAGGCUCAAUGAUUCCCCCAACAUCACACACCUACAUGGGUGUGUGUCAGACAUGGGACUUGAACACUGAACUUCUCUAUAGAAAGGCUAACUUUCCCUCCACUUUACCAUGCUGUCUCUUGUGUUCCCUGGAUAUUGGGAAUAAAGGGCGUUUUAAUGCUUUGAAAA
Monodelphis domestica (gray short-tailed opossum) is the source of this 3833-nucleotide messenger RNA. RefSeq names its product ectonucleotide pyrophosphatase/phosphodiesterase 6 (gene ENPP6). The record is from RefSeq and is a predicted model, not a curated record. Lineage: Eukaryota; Metazoa; Chordata; Mammalia; Didelphimorphia; Didelphidae. Gene Ontology annotation, molecular function: glycerophosphodiester phosphodiesterase activity. Gene Ontology annotation, biological process: choline metabolic process; lipid metabolic process. Gene Ontology annotation, cellular component: plasma membrane.